AUGUACGGCAAACCACCACCAGAUUUAGUAGCUUAUUGCUUGGGAUCUUCACCUAAUGAAGCUGUGGACUCCACCUUGUCAUCUCGCAGCACCAUAAUCCACACGUUAAAAGAAAAUCUCAAGAAAGCUCAACAGACAAUGAAGACACAAGCUGACAAAAAACGAAAAGGUUGGAGCUUUACUGUCGGCGAUAUGGUUUUGCUCCGUUUACAACCUUACUGGCAAGUCUCCGUCCACCGCCGGUCGUCCCAAAAGCUCAACUUGCAUUACUAUGGUCCUUUUGAGAUCCUGAACAGGGUUGGAGAGGUUGCAUACCGUCUGAAACUACCACCUUCGGCUCAGAUCCAUGACGUUUUCCAUGUUUCAAUGCUACACCCGUUCAGACAGGGCCACACCUACUUAAGGAUCUUUGAGAAUAUUAACAUAUCCCAACAGAUCCUUCUCAACAAAACUAAUACAACCUUAAGGAACAUUAGGCAAAAUAACUAA
This is a messenger RNA of Gastrolobium bilobum, 489 nucleotides long. RefSeq lists its product as uncharacterized. The transcript has a single exon. NCBI's taxonomy places the organism in Eukaryota, Viridiplantae, Streptophyta, Magnoliopsida, Fabales, Fabaceae. The record is from RefSeq and is a predicted model, not a curated record. Bases 1 to 489 code for a protein of 162 amino acids.